This is a messenger RNA of Heterobasidion irregulare TC 32-1, 897 nucleotides long. RefSeq lists its product as uncharacterized. Bases 1 to 897 code for a protein of 298 amino acids. NCBI's taxonomy places the organism in Eukaryota, Fungi, Basidiomycota, Agaricomycetes, Russulales, Bondarzewiaceae. The transcript is spliced from 2 exons. The record is from RefSeq and is a predicted model, not a curated record.
AUGCAGCCUUUCUCCCCUGAUGAUGAGGUCGUCAUCAUGGCUGAAUGUAGAAAACACCAGGCAGAGCAUGGGCGUGGCAAUAAAAAAACCGGCUGCGUACUUGUUGAGCCAUAUCCAUACAUUGUCAAAUAUGGCGACCCCGAGACUCUGGCUUCCUACAUCGUAACGCAGUCGUUUUUGUACUCACAAAGUAACAAGCUUCGUAUCCCUAAGCUAAUCCACCAGUUCGACAACGGACAAGGAACAUCAUACGUCGUUCUAGAGCACAUCAAGCUCGUCGAAUCCCCUGAUGACCUGGACGAGAGGAUUGUAGAUGCUGUGAAGUGGCUUUUGGGGGUUCAAGCUCCUUCCGACCACCAGUUAGGACCGUUAGGAGGCGGGUGCAUCCGACAUGCCUUCUUUGAAAGCAGCGAAGCACCGCUCCCUUUCGUGAAUGUUACGGCGCUUCAGAGGUAUGUAGACAAAGGCCGCACAAGGCUUAUAAACAGCGGGAAAAGCUUUGAUCGCGUCAAGCUCACGGAGGAACGGCUCGUUUGCGUACAAGCGAGACUGGACGCCAGCCACUUUGGCGUCGAUGAAGAAGACAACACGGUUCUGAUGGGUUUGGGCAAUAUCUCAUUCUUGCCAGAGUCCUUUGCGACGUACACUCUCCUCUCCAGCGCCAAGUUUGUCACCCUUCCAAAAACCUUGGGUUUAUCGGGUGAUACGAAUAUGAAGGCUAUGGUGGCAAUUGCUCAUAACUUGGGCAUGACAAGCGAUCCGAGCCUUGGUGCGUCAAUUUAUUUGUACCUCAGAUGGAGGGAGAGAUUUCGACUAACUUUUGUUAUUCUAGGCCUGGACAAGUACGGGAGGACCCCGAACAAAGGGACGAAGGUCACAGCUUCUGAUGAUCUCUAA